Messenger RNA from Aedes albopictus (Asian tiger mosquito), 1314 nucleotides. RefSeq names its product CLIP domain-containing serine protease B15. The coding region runs from base 196 to 1296 and encodes 366 amino acids. Gene Ontology annotation, molecular function: serine-type endopeptidase activity. Lineage: Eukaryota; Metazoa; Arthropoda; Insecta; Diptera; Culicidae. The transcript is spliced from 5 exons. The record is from RefSeq and is a predicted model, not a curated record. Gene Ontology annotation, biological process: proteolysis.
GGAAAGAGAAGAAAUGCGAAGAUCACGUCAUGUAUACAUUACGGGGAUUGAUCUUUCCCCGGGGAUUUCCCGGGUAAUCGGACUUUUUAUUCCAUCGUCAUUUCUUUUGGUAUCGGCGCUGAAACGUUCGGCAUCAGUUUGGUGGUACGCGGUGUCCAUUCACUAGAGUUAACUUAUGAAGUAGAACUUUACAGUAUGAAGUCGCACUUAAUAGUGAUAGUCUGCUAUAUUGCUUUGGUAUCCGCAUCAAAUUUGACUAUUAAUGACGAUUGUGUUACUCCAUGUGGAAAACCAGGUAAAUGUGUGCUAGUAAGAUCUUGCGAUUAUGCUCUCGGCAGAUUGCGAAAUCCCAAUGCAUCGUUCAAGGACAGUCAGUAUUUAAACUCAAGCAUUUGUGGAAAUCAUCCUGAUCCACCGCAUUUUCCUCUGACAUGCUGUCCAGUACUGCUCAAUCCGACCGGUUGCGGUUUGAUAGAUAUAUCAAAACGAAUUGUUGGUGGAGAACUUACGAAACUUGAAGAGCAUCCGUGGGCAGGUUUGCUGAUAUACGAUCUGAAUGGAAACGAAUCAAAUCCUCGUUUAGCGCCAAGAUGUGGAGGAUCUCUGAUAAAUUCCCGUUAUGUUCUAACGGCUGCGCAUUGCAUCGUAGAUAUUCCCAGCAAGUGGAAGUUGGAAUACGUGCGAUUCAGUGAAUGGGAUGCCUUCAGCAACGACACAUGUACUACUAUCAGUGAAAAUGAGAAAGUUUGUCGCCAAGAGUAUAAAAUCGAAAAGAUAAUAGUGCAUCCCAAGUAUGACAAAACCGUACGUAAUAAAGUGCAUGAUAUCACACUAUUACGACUAGCUGAAGAGGUUCAGUUCGGGAAAUAUGUUCGACCAAUUUGUCUUCCGUUCGAUGAGACAAUCAGAGAUAUGCCGAUCGAUGAUGAAGAUUUUACAGUUACCGGGUGGGGCCAAACUGACAACCAAACUCGCAGUGCAUUUCAAUUGCAUGUCGACCUGAUUGGGAAGAAAAAUGAUGUGUGUAAUGAAGCGUUCUCAAUAGCAAAUGUCACACUGGAGGAAACACAAAUAUGUGUGGGUGGAGAGGCGGGCAAGGAUUCCUGUAAAGGUGAUUCUGGAGGUCCACUGUUGAGAUUCGUGAAUACUGUUUGGUAUCAGGCAGGUAUCGUUAGUUUUGGAAAUAAAUAUUGCGGCAAACAGGGCUUCCCAGGAAUUUACACAGACGUUACCAAGUAUCUGAAGUGGAUUGAGGAGGAAGCCAACCAACUCCAUUGCCUAGAUGACGAGAGCUAAAAACUCUAUCGUGUGCCA